Molecule: messenger RNA, 2709 nt
Organism: Tachyglossus aculeatus (Australian echidna)
Lineage: Eukaryota; Metazoa; Chordata; Mammalia; Monotremata; Tachyglossidae
Gene: SLC30A7
Product: solute carrier family 30 member 7
Exons: 11
Coding region: 62-1201 (379 amino acids)
Biological process (GO): transmembrane transport; intracellular zinc ion homeostasis; zinc ion transport
Cellular component (GO): membrane; Golgi apparatus
Molecular function (GO): zinc ion transmembrane transporter activity
Source: RefSeq, a predicted model, not a curated record
CGGGACGGGGGACCCUUGGGGCUGAGCCGCCGCCGCCGCCGCCCCCGGCCCGGAGGGGAAGAUGUUGCCGCUGUCCAUCAAGGACGAUGAGUACAAACCGCCCCGGUUCAACCUGCUCGCCAAGGUCUCGGGCUGGUUCAGGUCCAUCCUGUCGGACAAGACCUCCCGGAACCUCUUCUUCUUCCUCUGCCUCAACCUGUCCUUCGCCUUCGUGGAGCUGCUCUACGGCAUCUGGAGCAACUGCCUAGGUUUGAUUUCCGAUUCUUUUCACAUGUUCUUCGACAGUACAGCUAUCUUGGCAGGAUUGGCAGCUUCAGUUAUUUCAAAGUGGAGGGAUAAUGAUGCCUUUUCGUAUGGGUAUGUUAGAGCAGAAGUGUUGGCCGGUUUUGUAAAUGGCCUAUUUCUGAUCUUCACUGCUUUUUUUAUUUUCUCCGAAGGAGUUGAGAGAGCAUUGGCUCCACCGGAUGUGCACCAUGAACGACUACUGCUGGUUUCAGUUCUUGGAUUUGUUGUAAACCUAAUAGGAAUAUUUGCUUUCCAACAUGGAGGCCACGGACAUUCACACGGCUCUGAGCACGGACAUAGUCAUUCUCUCUUUAACGGCGCUCUUGAUCAUGGACACAGUCACGGAGGGCACGGUCAUAGCCAUGAAUCCAAGCACGGCAUUGCCCACAGUCAUGAUCUUUUCCACGGACAUGGACACUCGCACGGUCAGGACUGUCACGAUGGUCCCUUGAUUAAAGGAACAGCAGGACCAAGCAGACAGAUUUUAGAAGGGGUAUUUUUACACAUUCUUGCAGAUACGCUUGGGAGUAUUGGUGUAAUUGCAUCUGCUAUCCUGAUGCAGAACUUUGGUCUGAUGAUAGCAGAUCCUAUCUGUUCAAUGCUAAUAGCUCUUCUUAUAGUUGUGAGUGUUAUUCCUCUCCUAAGAGAAUCAGUUGGAAUAUUGAUGCAGCGAACUCCUCCCUUCUUGGAAAAUGCUCUCCCUCAGUGCUACCAGAGGGUUCAGCAAUUGCAAGGAGUUUACAACUUACAAGAACCACACUUCUGGACUCUCUGUACUGACGUGUACGUUGGGACUUUGAAAUUAGUCGUAGGUCCUGAGGCUGAUGCAAGGUGGAUUUUAAGCCAGACACACAAUAUUUUUACUCAGGCUGGUGUGAGACAGCUUUAUGUACAGAUCGACUUCGCAGCCAUGUAGCGGAGUCGUCAGAACUUGGGCUCUUUGGACCAAAGUUUUCUGGUACUGUACCGUUGGAACAUUGCACCCGUCUUUUAAAAUGGAGCUACCACCACCACUACCGUUCCUCAAGACCAAACAGGCGGAGCUGCCUUUUGCUGUCUACUGGAAGAGUUCGCGACUGAGGAAUCAAAAUUAAAAGGAUAUGUCCUGGACUUCUGGUCUUGUCUUUUGUACUCUAUGAGACCAUUUUGAUUUCUGGGGGUUUCUAUGGGUCUUUUCGGGGGGCGAGGGUGGGGGACGAAGGGGAGAGAUGAGAUUGGGACUUCGGGUUUAAAUCUUUUCUACGUUUGUCAUUUCAGUCAGAGAAGGGGACUGUGGGCCCGGGAUCCUGGGUCAGUCACAUCUUCAUUGAAGCUGCUGAAACCACUAUUCAUUCCCACAAAACCAGUGUUACAGAGAAAUUGGAAAACUGUUUUGUAUGUAAUGUCACAGCUGUUGACAUUCUUCGAUGUAAUCUUAUGUUGUAAAAUUGUUUGUACUUUGCAAACUUAAUGAACUGAACCAUAUUGGGUUUUCAAAGUGCCUUUGCAUCAGAAAAUGUACUUGCGAGCAUGGAUACGGAACAUCGAGGGGUUUUAUGAUUUUUAUGGGAAUACUGUAACGUACCCAAAUGAGAUUCUUGCUGUUGAUGUAUACCAAAUUUUUUGUGUACUUCAAGCGUGGUUUUAGCUGUAAAAACAGAUUCCUUUUAAGUGUUGCAUCUGUCAAAAAAUAAAAAAAAGUACCAUUUCAGAUUUUGAACAUUUCCAUUAUCGAGGAAAAUGGCUUGUGGCGAUGCUUUUAAAAAAGAUCUCAGACAUCUGAUGUGUGAAUCCGCUCUAAUUAAAAAAUCUACCAGACUCCUGAUCAUUUCUAUGAAAGCAACCAUGCCCCAAAGGCAGGCGGAGCCCCAGGCCUCGUGGCACUAAUUUGGUAAUUAACUAAUGCCCACUGCUGCCUGGUAAUUGAAAGAAAGGGGCAAUUGCAAGAACUGGAAAAGAAUGGCUGCCUCUUAGGAUGGUGUGGGGGGUGCUACUGCUUUUGCUUUUUUUCUUUCAGAUGCUGAUUCAUUCAUCUUUGUUUUCCUGUACCAGCUUUGCACAGUGCAAUAACUCUCUGUAACCCUAAAGCUUGAUUGCCGUGAGUUCUGUAGACUGGUUGCCUGCUCUCGAGUCGGGGGAGAGGGGCAGUGCCACAGAUUAAACUGACAGAGCAUCAUGUGGGGAACUCUUCUUAACCUGGGUACAUCCAGUAGACAUGAAGGAAAAGUGCUAUUUUGGAUUGUUUUUGAUUUAACUGAAGCUUGAGGGAGUGGGAGCAGAAAUAUUCUCUGUCAGAAUGUCCCCUUUCUGUGUAUUAUACUGUAUUCUGGAAUGCGUUUCCAGAAUUCCCCUUUAAAUAGUUUUUUUUUCCCCGCUGCCUCACCCUGGAGACUUACCUAAAAUUAAAAUUUUAGUACUGGAAAUGGCCUAGUGCUAAAAUAGCAA